AUGAAUAUAGAAAAAGAAGAAGAAAAUUGCUUUGUGGUUGAUUAUGAUAUUGUUAAAUAUAAAGAUAAAACAACUACUAAUAAUUUAUUAUCAAUAUUAUCAACAUCAUCAAUAAAUAACAAGACAUUUAGGAUUAUUAAAUCAAUUAAUGAAAAUAAAAAAAAUAAAUUCAUUCAUCUUGAAGAUUAUGAAAAAAUAAUCAGGAUAUAUUCUGUGAUUGAUGGAUCUUUAAUUAAUUAUAAUAUGAGACUUGAAAAUGAACCAAAUUUAUUAAUUGAAAAGCCAAUGACAGAGGGAUAUAUUGCAAUUAUCAAACCAAAUCCAGAUAAUCCAAAAUAUGAUUUAAAGCAUUGUAUUAAUGAAGAAGAAUAUAAAGCAAUUAGAAAUUUAAAUUAA
This is a messenger RNA of Entrophospora sp. SA101, 396 nucleotides long. NCBI's taxonomy places the organism in Eukaryota, Fungi, Glomeromycota, Glomeromycetes, Entrophosporales, Entrophosporaceae. The record is from the annotation of a GenBank genome assembly.